Dermacentor andersoni is the source of this 2917-nucleotide messenger RNA. RefSeq names its product tyrosine kinase Abl (gene Abi). NCBI's taxonomy places the organism in Eukaryota, Metazoa, Arthropoda, Arachnida, Ixodida, Ixodidae. Gene Ontology annotation, cellular component: actin-based cell projection; lamellipodium; SCAR complex. Gene Ontology annotation, molecular function: signaling adaptor activity; SH3 domain binding. The record is from RefSeq and is a predicted model, not a curated record. Gene Ontology annotation, biological process: neuron migration.
UGCCGGACUCGUCAUAGCGUUCUUUUUUUAUUCACACAUUGUCAUGCAUUGUGUAGUUUCUGGCCUUGCUAUUUCCUGGCAUGCGUAGGUGAAGCAUGGCUUAGAUAAAUCGCCGUAUGCCGGCACGAGUAACAGCCUUCUAAUCUCGCGAAAUGAAUGCCGAAUGCUGCAACUUGUUGGUGCAUCGGUCGGCCUCAACAUGCCUUCCGUCAUGGCUGAUCUUAUGACGCUCAUCCAGCACGAAAUUCCCGAUGGACGGCAAAACAUCCAUGACAGCCACACCAAUCUUGAAAAGGUUGCGGAGUACUGCGAGGCCAACUACUUUCAGUCUGAGAACAAGCAUGCAGCACUGGAGGAGACAAAGAAAUUUGCAACACAGUCUCUGGCCAGCGUUGCCUACCAGAUCAACACACUGGCAUACAACCUGUUGCACUUGCUGGACCUACAGACAGCUCAGCUCUCUGAGAUGGAAUCUCACAUCAACCACAUAGGCCAAACGGUAAUGAUCCACAAGGAGAAAGUGGCCCGGCGGGAGAUUGGCGUACUGACGGCCAACAAGAGCACGCUUCGUCAGCACAAGAUCCUGGCCCCAGCCAGUCAAGAGCGUCCUGUCAAGUACAUUCGCCGCCCCAUCGAUUACACAGUGCUGGAUGAGGUUGGACACGGGCUGCGCACGUCCUCAGCGGGGAAUGGCGGUGCAAACAAAGCUCGUCGCAUCCCAUCUUCUCAGGCACUGAUGAAUGCCGGACCAGCGCCAACAACAAAGCCACCGACACCGCCUCAAGCAAACCGAGGGGUCACCGUGGGGUCUCUGACACGUGGCUCUCGAGAGUACCGCACACCUGCACCACCGAUUGCCCCACCACAGGUGCCUAGCAACUACGCCGCCAACUACCCCCUCGGCCAUCCUCGGAGAGAGGACAUUUGUGCUGCACUCAUUGAAGUCCCGUCCAUUCCCGAAUGUUCACUGGCUCUUCCAGGGAGUGGCUACUCCACGCUGCCAGCACACGGCCAUCAUGGGUCCAGCCACCCGAGUUCAUUGCCGCCAUCCCAGAUGACACCUCCUCCAGCACUGGCCAGUCAGCCUCAAGUGGGUAUGGUGCACCCAAUGAGUCAGCAUACCAUGGGCCACCACCACCACUCAAUGCCCCACCACACCUUGAACCACCCAAGUCACAUGGGACAGCAACAGCAGCCGUCAGGUGUUGCACAGAACCCGGCAAUGCAAGCUGGUGUUGCCCAGAACUCAAUGGUGGCCAUAGCACCAGGGAGUGUCGUUCACCCUAUGACCCAGAAUCCAGUGGCACCAGGUGCAAUGUCGGUAGGUGCCAUGGGCCACCAAAUGCCCAAGGUGCCAACAUCCAUGGUUCCAAGCUCAAUGCUACAGAGUCAGCACUAUGGUAGCAUGGCCCCUGCUCACCAGCCGCCACCACCAAGCGACCCCAUGACCUCGAGCCUCACAGACAGGCUUCCGGAGCCUCCUCCACCACACAUAAUGACUGGAGGCAUUGUACCUACUGCAGAGUAUGAACGGCACGGGAAUGUGUCACCUCCGCUCCCCCCUCCACCACCUCCCGAGCCCCUGUACCCUGGUAAUUACGUUCCGCCUUCCCCACCAGCCUACGGGCACCAGCGGCCGGACGCCCAGCGGGACUCUGUACCCAAGACCUACCUGGAGAAAGUGGUUGCUAUAUACGACUACGAAGCUGACAAGGACGAUGAGCUUUCCUUUUCUGAGAACUCUGUAAUCUACGUUAUCAAGAAGAAUGACGACGGCUGGUAUGAAGGCGUCAUGAAUGGUGUGACAGGCCUGUUUCCAGGAAAUUACGUGGAACCUUGCAUGUGAACAAGUGCAGCGGGUCAAUGUGCCACCAGAAUUUGUCACCUUUCUGUGCAGGCUUGGACAGCUUUAUGCAACUGCUUGUUCCUGCAAUCCAGGAUGAACUUUAAUUUCAGUGUGCUGUAUUUAGUCUCGAGAAACUCUUCCAUUUUCUGUUCAUCGACCAGCUGUAACAUACUGAAUUUGGUCACUCCAAUGGUAUGAGACAUCUCACGGUUAAGGCACAACUGGAUGUUUAAAAAAUUUUAUUUAGUUGAAUUGCAUAUGCUUUCCUUGUCUGAAAAUGAGUUAUUGGUAAUUUAUGAACAAACAUGUCUAAUGGAUUUUAUGUACAUACUAAGUUAUCAAUUACAAUUUAUCCUCUGCAAUGAAUUACUCUUUUUUCCCCCUUGGUUGCCUGGAGAGCACAAUCCUCAGGAAGUGUUUGGUCCAUUAAUCUGGAUGCAUAAUGGUGAUUGUUUGGUAUCAUUUUUGUUAUCUCCCACUUCGGUUAGUGCUAAUUAAUUCACAAAUGAACAGUUCGUAGAAUUGAACACUAAUGAACUGUUCCAAGUGCCAAGUUGCGACCGUCAGUUGUUUUUACAAAGUAGCCAAAUGAAAUGUAUUCGUUUAUGGUAUUGCACAUAUUGUGCAGUUUUCUGGUUUUUGUUGUAUGCUUUUACGGGGAGCACAACAUGCACUGCAAGCUUAUGUGGACUUUGGCCAUUUUUAUUAAAUGCAAGCCAUUUAACUGUAGUCGUAAACCUGUGCUUGCUGACUAGGCUGUAACCCAGUACAUAAGUUUAUUGAAGAGUUUUAGCAGCAUUCCAUUUUUGUCUGCCUGUUUUGGAAAAUUUUAGUAUUGCUUAUUUGCAGUGUGCUUUCACCAUUGCCAUAUUUAAGCAAGAAAUCAAAUUUCUAAUCCUUCUGAUUGUUCUGUGAGAGUUGGGAACAAAUUAUUUGUGUGAGUAACAAAGGAAGGAAAGGGUUGCAAGAGUCUGGCUCCUACAGCUGGAUAUUUAUUGCACUUGCUUAACCCGAUGCAAAUGUAGUGUUCUAUUUCUCUGUUACUACAAUAAAAUUGUUUUUUCUUUGUAA